This is a messenger RNA of Paramecium sonneborni, 3654 nucleotides long. NCBI's taxonomy places the organism in Eukaryota, Ciliophora, Oligohymenophorea, Peniculida, Parameciidae. The record is from the annotation of a GenBank genome assembly.
AUGGGGGGCGGGGCACUGCAACUCCUCAAAAAUCAGCUUUAUGAGUCGGCCCCGACCAUAUUACUGUCGUUAGAGAGACAGUAAUAUGACAGUUUUGACCAAACCCAUUGCUCAUUUUAUAUUAUAAAUAAAAGUAAUAGAAAUUCAUUAAUUCUUUUAAAAAGAAUAAUGUGGUGUUAAUAUCACAUAUAAAAUCCCAUUAUUUCGAUAUGUAUAGCUCCUCACAAGUGCUAAUAAUAAAGGAAACUUUGUCAAAAAUGCCUUUAUGCUCAUGAAGUUGACAGCUUAGAAAUUAUUCCUAUUAAGAAAUUCCAAGAAAAGGCUCUCCAGAAACUACAAGACUCCAAGCUAAACCAGACAUCAGAGUUAACCUAACACCGUAUGGCUUUUCAAUCUGUGUUAUCUGAAACUGAAACUAUGAUGAAGCAAAUAUGUUAAGCUCUAUCAGAAGCGAUCAAAAAUAUUUAUGAUAUGAUUGAGAAGGAAAACAACUCAUACAUAAGUCUUAUAAACUAAAAUCCGGCAGAAUGCUCCAAUAUGGAUUUAGAAAAGUAAGUCUCUAUUGUUGUAGGACAAACAAUAUUAAGUGAUUGGAAGGCUUAGAAGAAUUCCUACAUGUAAGAGUUGGAACGGACAAAAAAUUGGCUGGAUAAAGAAAUUAAGGUUUUUAUUAAGAAGUCAAAUGAAGGAAUAAAGAAGAUUCAAUCAGUGAUUAAAUAAUAAGUUUAAAUCCCAGAGUAUCAGCCAAAGAAAGAGUUGUCAGAGAUCUUAGCUUCUGUUAAUGUAGUUGAUGAAUCGAUGUUCAGUGUCCUUAUAAAGAUGUUAAAAUAAGAAAAGAUUUCAGAUUGUAUAAACUUUCUUUCAAAUCCUUUAACUGAAUAGAUUUAUGAAAAAUAUAUCAAUUAUACAAGGGAUUUUAAUAGGGGAAUAGAUAGUACAAUUUAUAUUUCAAAAAUUCUGAAAAAUAUCUAAGAGUACUCUGAUUAUUCUUUAAAGAGUUAUGAAAAAACCAUAAAAUUAGCUUAUAAUAACAAAAUCAUAAAAUUCUUAACAUUUCUCAUUCAUCUAACCUCUUUAGAUGAAAAAUUCAUCAAAUGCGGAUCCAAUUCUUUUCAUUUAUUAGUGUAUUUAAAGGUAGAUCUGACUAAUUAAAAUUUUGAGGAUGUUAGGAUAAAAAAUACCUCAUUGAUUGGGGGCAACUUUGCCAGAUGUAAUUUUAGUGGAUCAGUAUUUGAAAAUGUAGACAUAAGUGGAGUGAACUUAAACGGAUGUUUACUUUUGAACUGUAAAUGGGAGAAAAUAAAAAUACAUGAACUAAACAUUUUGGAUAAUCAUACUGACACAAUCUACUCAGUUUGCUGCUCUCCUAAUAGUACUACAUUAGCAUCAGGUAGUGCAGAUUAGUCUAUCCGCUUAUGGGAUGUUUAAACAGGAGAAUAAAAAGCCAAAUUAGAUGGUCAUACUAGGACAGUCUACUCAGUUUGUUUCUCUCCUGAUGGGACUACAUUAGCAUCAGGUAGUGAAGAUUAGUCUAUACGCUUAUGGGAUGUUUAAACUGGAGAAUAAAAAGCCAAAUUAGAUGGUCAUUCAUCUACUGUCAACUCAGUCUGCUUUUCUCCUGAUGGUGCUACAUUAGCAUCUGUUAGUGGUGAAUGGAGGGGUAAUGAUAACUCUAUCCGUUUAUGGGAUGUUUAAACAGGAGAAUAAAAAGCCAAAUUAGAUGGUCAUUCAUCUACUGUCAACUCAGUCUGCUUUUCUCCUGAUGGUGCUACAUUAGCAACUGGUGGUGAUGAUUCCUCAAUACGUUUAUGGAGUGUUGAAAAAAGAGAAUAAAAAGCCAAAUUAGACCUUGGUGGUUUUGCCACCUCAGUUUGUUUCUCACCUGAUGGUAGUACUUUGGCAAAUGGUAAUAAUUAAGGCGGCUUAGUCUAAUUGUGGAAUGUUAAAACAAGAGAAGAAAAAGCCAAAUUAAAACAUGAUGAUCGGGUCUUCUCAGUCAGUUUCUCUCCUGAUGGUAGAACACUAGCCUCUAGUAGUUGGGAUUAUUCUGUUCGUUUAUGGGAUGUUAAUACAGGAUAAUAAAAAGCCAGAUUAGAGGGUCAUAGUAAACGUAUUUAUUCUGUGUGUUUCUCUCUUGAUGGAAAUACAUUAGCAUCUGGAGGUGAGGACAAGUCUAUUCGUUUAUGGGAUGUUAAUACAGGAGAAUAAAAUGCAAAAUUGGAUGGUCACAAAAAAAAAAUCUUUUCAGUUUCUUUCUCUACAGAUGGUUCUACUUUAGCAUCUUGUAGUUAUGAUAAAUCCAUCUGUUUAUGGGAUGUUAAAACUGGAUAAUAAAAAGCCAAAUUGAAUGGUCAUAGUGAUUAUAUUAAUUCAGUCUGCUUUUCUCCUGAUGGUGCCAUUUUGGCAUCUGGUAGUGUGGAUAAAUCCAUCUGUUUAUGGGAGGUUAAAACUGGAUAAUAAAAAGCCAAAUUGAAUGGUCAUAAAGAUUGUAUUAAUUCAAUCUGCUUCUCUCCUGAUGGUACUACUUUGGCAUCUGGUAGUGGUGAAUAUGAAAUUAAAGAUAACUCCAUUCUUUUAUGGGAUGUCAAGACAAAGAAACGAAUAGCUUAAUUAAAAGUUCAUACUGGAGUUGUCAAGCAAGUCUGUUUCUCACCUAACGGUAAAAUCUUAGCAUCUGGUAGUUAUGAUAAGUCGAUCUGUAUAUGGGAUGUUAAAGUAGGAAAAUAAAAAGCCAAAUUAAAUGGUCAUAUUUCUAGAGUAAGAUCAGUCUGUUUUUCCCCUGAUGGUACCAUAUUAGCGUCUGGUAGUGAGGAUAAAUCUAUUCUGUUAUGGGAUGUUUAAACUGGAUAAUAAAAACUUAAAUUAAAGGGUCAUACAGGCUUUAUAUUAUCGGUUUGUUUCUCUCCUGAUGGUACAACUUUAGCAUCUGGUAGUAGAGAUCGGUCUAUCCGUUUAUGGGAUAUUAAAAUAGGAUAGUAAAAAGCCAAAUUGGAUGGUCAUACUGAGGAUGUAAAGUAAGUCUGUUUCUCACCUGAUGGCACUAUCUUAGCAUCUUGUGGGGGAGGUGGAUAAUUUUAUUGUGCAGAUUGUUCUAUUCGUUUAUGGUUUGUAAAUACAGGAUAAUAAAAAGCUAGUUAAGAUGAUCAUAAUGACUAUGUAGGUUCAGUCUAUUUAUCUCCCAAUGGUACUACAUUGGCUUGUGAUAGUAAAGAUAAUUCUAUCACUUUAUGGGAUAUUCAAUCAGGUUAAUAAAUAGUCUAAUUGGAUAGUAUUCGAGAAGAUGUCAAAUCGGUCUAUUUCUCUCCUGAUAGUACUACAUUUAUAAUUGAAAGUUAUAAUGACUCUAUCAAUUAAUGGGAUGUUAAGACUGGGUAGUAAAUUCAACCAAUAGAUUAACGUUACAAAGAUAAUUUAUGUCAACUAUUUUAUACUAGUCAUCUUGAAAGUAGUAUUAUCUCCAAUAUUACAAUUCUUCGCAUAUCAAAAUCAUUACUAUUUUAAGCUUAAAAUUCGAUUAUAUUAAAAGGAGAAUUUAUAAAUUAUUAAGGGAAAGAUUUAAAAUCAUUAAUUAAAUCAAAAGGAGGCAUUUUUUGUACACAAAAAUAGAAGAAUUUACCAGAAGAAAUGAUUAUUAGUAAAUCAAAAAUUAAUUGA